AUGAAUUCACUGGCAGCUUUAAGCACUGAAGGAGAAAAUUGUGUUUGUUUCUGGCAAACAUGAAGUCAGAUCUCUGGUAUUUCUCUCUCUUCUGCUUCCAAGUUGAAGUUCUAACAGGAGAAUUCAAUGCUUCUGCCACGUCUGAGAUGUUUAUAUUUCACAAUGGAGGUGUACAAAUUUUAUGCAAAUACCCUGAUACUGUCCAACAAUUUAAAAUGCAGUUGUUGAAAGGAAAUAAUAUACUCUGUGAUCUCACUAAAACAAAGGGAAGCGGAGACAAGGUGUCCAUCACGAAUCUGAACGUCUGUCAAUUUCAGUUAUCCAAUAACAGUGUCUCUUUUUUUCUGUAUAACUUGGACAGUUCUCAUGCCAGCUAUUACAUCUGCAAACUAUCAAUUUUUGAUCCUCCUCCUUUUCAAGUAGAUAUUCUAAGCAAAGAAUAUUUGAAUAUUUACGAAUCACAGGUUUGUUGCCAGCUGAAGUUCUGGUUACCCAUAGGAUGUGCGGCUUUUGUUGUAGUGUGCAUUUUUGGAUGUGUCCUUACAUGUUGGCUUACAAAAAAGAAGUAUCCUUCCAGCAUGCACGACCCUAAUAGUGAAUACAUGUUCAUGGCAGCAGUGAACACUGCUAAAAAGCCUGGACCCACAGAUGUGACCCGUAAUUUGGAACUCUCUGGCACCCAGGCAUGAGCCGCACUGGCCAGUUCCCUCCAACUUGAAGAGCAAGAUUCUCUAUUUCCUGGACCACAGAGAGUCUGACUUGAUUUGACUACAUACAUCUUUUGCCGAUAUUUUGUUCCGUCUGGACCAGUGACUAUAUCAGUCAAUAGGGGUUUUAACAGACUGCCUUAGUACCGUUAGAGUUCUCUCAAAACAAAUACCCUCUCGCAACUAGCUUUAUAGAAAGCCCAGCUUGUGUGUGCUCAACAAACAGACCUCACUGGGAUGGAAACCCUGUCUUCAGAUCUGCUUCUAAGCAAUGCAUCAGCCAGGAGAACAAACACAUCUAUAAAAAUGUUUUAAAGAUGUCAAGGGUAUGGAAUCUGCAAAGCAAAUGGACAGCUGAGGGCCAGAGUCUGUCUGCAUUUCACUAACAGACUACCUCUUCUUUCUGUAGGGAGGAGCAUUCCUUUUAUAAUCAGGCAGUAGAGGGAGAUGCUUCAAAACUGCAGUAAUUUUAUCUCUGAGGUGUGGCUAUGUAAGGAUAGCCUACUAAUACAGUGGAACACAGUACCCUUCUCCAACUUCUGAACCCCAGUUGACCACUGCACAAGCAAUUUAGGUGCCUUCUUCUGCCCUCAAUUUUCCUUUUAGAAAUACUUCCACAUAAGUACUUGACAGAUACUCUGAGUUGGGAGCUAUGUCUACAUUUUUUCCUUCUGCUGCUUAGUUUCAUAUAUAUAGCUGCAGCCUAGUGAAUAUAACUUGCCUAUAUUCUCCCUAAAUAAGCAUAUUUUUUGCUCCAGAAAGAUAUCUUAUUUUCCCAAAUUCAGUUCAAAUGGUUUACUUUGCUGACUCAUUGACACCAGUAGUAGGAAACAUUGCCCAGAAUCAAAAGUGACUUCAUUUUUUGAUAUUCUUUUCUACCGUUAUCUGUGUUUUCAUGGUGCUAUUAAUUACAAGCUAGGCUAGUUUUGGAGAUCAUGCUAAAAUUGCAAGCAAACAAAGGAAUCCAUCUUUCACUGUCAAGCAUUGUCCUGGGAGAUAGAACCCAUGAUCUAUUCAGCAUGAAACCUGCAGUUCCUAGAGGUCACUGCCAAACUAUAGCCGCGCUGCCUCUGGGCUGUAUAGGUUGAAACAGCCCCCAUCAGCCUGGAGCAGCCAUCCAGACCUGGGUGGAAUUCCCAGAAUUGAGAAACUCCGCUUAGCCAGGACAAACAGGUGCUCUUGCCCCCAAAGGCUGAAGUCACCCUGGGGACCAGAGUGGGUUUGCCUGCAUUUUCCUCCAGGAUCUGUGAAGAAGCACAGAUGUGUCAAGGAACAUCUGUAUGAUUCCGUCUCCUAGAAACCAUUCAGCCUGGAAACCGACCCUGGCCCUUCAAGGCAGUCUUCCUUUGAAUUUGGUUUAGCUGGAAAGAUUCUUAAGUACAUGUGACAUGUGAUUAUUCUUAGCUGAAAUACUUUCUCCACUUCCUGUCUGCAUACCCAAGGCUUCUGAAGCAGCCAAUGUGUAUGCAACAAUAUUUCCAACUUAGGUAAAAAAGGGAUUAUUUAGUAGUUUUAAAACUUGUAGUUGCCUGCUUAUAGUUUACUUUAAAAGUGAGACCUGAUAUGUCAUUAUACAUACUUAUUUUAAGCAUGUGUGAUGCUGGAUAUGUACAGUACAGUACUGAACGUGUAAUUUGAAUCAAGUACGGUGUUUCGCUGACUUGGGCAACCUGGCUCUCUUGGCAGAGGUGUUCUCUGAGUUGUUUGUGGGUUUCUGCGUGGGUGUCAAGUGGGGAGGACCACUCUCAUGUGGUCUGCUUCUCCUGAUUGUCCAAGUUGUGCCCUGAAGCAUCCUCAUCCUUAGCCCUGUACAUUUCAAAGUGAAUUAUUAAAGAAUACAGUUUCUGUGAAAUAAAAACUGGUUUUAAGAGGAGCUAAUUAUGAAAUACAUUUUUGUAGUAGUAGGAAACUAAAGAAUAAACAUUUGAUGUUCAGCUGAAAAUAUCUGUUUUCUUGGGGGAGGGAAAUGAUUACUGUAGCCAGCACUUGCAAAUUUGACCUUGUUCUUAAAGAUCGUUACACUGCUUGGAACAGUUCCUCUUUUCUUUUUUUUUUUUUUUUUUGCGGUACGCAGGCCUCUCACUGUUGUGGCCUCUCCCGUUGCGGAGCACAGGCUCCGGACGCGCAGGCUCAGCGGCCGUGGCUCACGGGCCCAGCCGCUCCGCGGCAUGUGGGGUUUUUCCGGACCAGGGCACGAACCCAUGUCCCCUGAAUCGGCAGGCGGACUCUCAACCACUGUGCCACCAGAGAAGCCCUUUUUUUUGUU
Messenger RNA from Orcinus orca (killer whale), 2973 nucleotides. It is a transcript of the gene ICOS, whose product is annotated as inducible T cell costimulator. Gene Ontology annotation, biological process: T cell tolerance induction; T cell costimulation; cell-cell adhesion. The record is from RefSeq and is a predicted model, not a curated record. Lineage: Eukaryota; Metazoa; Chordata; Mammalia; Artiodactyla; Delphinidae. Bases 60 to 689 code for a protein of 209 amino acids. The transcript is spliced from 5 exons.